This is a messenger RNA of Raphanus sativus (radish), 2574 nucleotides long. RefSeq lists its product as uncharacterized. Bases 1 to 2574 code for a protein of 857 amino acids. Lineage: Eukaryota; Viridiplantae; Streptophyta; Magnoliopsida; Brassicales; Brassicaceae. The transcript has a single exon. Gene Ontology annotation, molecular function: protein dimerization activity. The record is from RefSeq and is a predicted model, not a curated record.
AUGUUACCGGGGAAUAGAAUCAGAAAUCAGUCAAGUGGACAUGCAAAUAGGAAGAGAAAGGAGAGACAAGACGAACUGAUAAAAUCUCAAGCCAAUGAUAUGCUAAAGUAUGUUACAAGAACCAAAACUGCAAAAAGUGAUGAAGCUGUUGGAGAUGAGAUUAACAACGAAGAUGAGGAGCUUAUAAUUGAAGAAGAUACAUCUGAGAAAAGUGAAGAAGAAAUUGUUGGAGAUGAUGCAAAUUGUACGGAUACGGAUAAAGAAAAAGCUGAGAACGAAGACAUGGAAGACCAAGAGGAAGUUGAUGGUAUUAGGAGUGUUCAUGAGAAUGUUGAUAUGGAUGACCUUGCAAACUGGAAGAAAAUUGACCCAAGAAUGAGAGAUCGUUUGGUGGAAAAGGGUCCACCCACAAGACCUUCAAUUGAUCAUCCUUUUCCAAGAGAUAGUUUCGAUAGAUGUUUCACGUACUCGUCUUAUACAAGAAAAAUGAGCAAUGGAGAGAAACAAGAUAGAAGAUGGUUAGUUUACUCAAAAGGUAAAGAUAAGGUCUUUUGUUUUUGCUGUAAAUUAUUCAGUCAAGAAACAUGUCCUCCUAUUCUGGUGACUACGGGUUAUGAUGACUGGAGAAAUGCUUCACAUAGGCUAAAGUCUCAUGAAACGACUUACAAUCAUAUUGUUUGCAUGAGUAGCUGGAUUGAGCUAGAAACGAGGCUGAAAAAGAGUGAAACUAUUGAUAAGCAUUUGCAAGAGGCAAUUAACAAGGAGAAAAAACAUUGGAGAGAUGUGAUGUUGAGGAUAAUUGCAGUGGUAAAGACUCUAGCAGAAAGGAAUUUAGCAUUUCGUGGAGAAAACGAGAAGGUUACUGAUCUAAACAGUGGAAAUUUUUUGGCGUUUAUCAAGAUGAUUGGAGGCUUUGAUGAAGUAAUGAAGGAACACAUUCGACGGAUUGAAAAGGGUGAAACUCAAUACCAUUAUCUUAGUCAUAAAAUUCAGAAUGAGUUGAUAGAAUUACUUGCUAGUGAGAUUAAGAAGGUAAUCUUAAAGAAGAUUCAAGAUGCGAAAUAUUUUUCAAUCAUUUUGGAUUCUACUCCUGAUGUUAGUCGUAAAGAGCAGAUGACGUUUUUAAUUCGGUGUGUAGAUGUUUCUACGGAUUCACCCACGGUUAAAGAGUUCUUUUUGUCAUUCUUGGAAAUCAAAGACAAAACAGGAGAGGGAAUUUUUACCACUCUUCAAGAUGCAUUGACUGAUCUUAAAUUGAGUAUUGGUGAUAUAAGAGGACAAGGCUAUGACAAUGGGUCAAAUAUGAAAGGAAAACAUAAAGGAGUUCAGAAAAGAUUGCUUGAUAUUAACCCAAGGGCAUUCUAUACUCCAUGUGGAUGUCAUAGUCUCAAUCUUGCUCUUUGUGACAUGGCUUCUUCCUCCGAUAAAGCUGUUGAAUUCUUUGGCAUUGUGCAGCGUAUAUAUUGCUUAUUUGCAUCAUCAACCAACAACUGGGAAGUUUACAAAGAGAUAGUGGAUGGUACUACGCUUAAAUCAUUGUCACAAACUCGGUGGGAGAGUCGAAUUAAUAGUGUUAAACCGAUAAGGUUUCAAACUCUAAAGAUACGAGAGGCUUUGUUUUUCUUAGCAGAUAACAAUGAUAAUAUUGGACAGCGUAGUGAGGCUGAGUCUCUUGCAGUAAGUGAAACACAUGGACUUGGAGGAUUUGAGUUUCUCUUUGGAAUGGUAAUUUGGUAUGAUCUUCUUUAUGCUGUCAAUACGGUGAGCAAAACCUUACAGUCAGAAGAUAUGGAUAUUGAGGUUGCUAUUUUUCAGUUAGGAGGACUUGUUGAUUAUUUGAAAAGCUACAGAGAAACAGGUUUUGAGAAAGCAAAAGUUGAAGCUAUGAAAAUUGCCAUUGAUAUGGAUAUUGAACCAGCGUUUUCUUCGAAACCAAAACGCUUGAUAAAAAAGAAAAAGCAAUUUGGUGAAGAUGCUGAAAGAGUUGAUGAAAGUAACAUGUUAAGUGUGGAGGAGACUUUUAGGAUCGACUAUUUUAUCAACAUUAUGGAUCAGGCUAUAGUGUCUCUUGGGGUUAGAUUCGAGCAAUUUCAGCAUUAUGAAGAAAUUUUUGGAUUUUUAUUUGGCUUGAAAAAACUUAAGUCAGCAAAGGAUGAUGAGUUGAUGACAUCUUGUGUCAAGCUUGAAGCUUCUUUAGAGCAUAAUGGGCAUUCAGAUGUAGACGGAAAACAGCUUUUUAUGGAACUUCGAUAUCUAAGGGAAAUACUGCCAAAGGAAAUUACAAAAGCUGUUGAGAUGCUAGAAUUUCUUAAAAGAAUGGACGGGUGUUAUCCAAGCACAGAGAUUGCUUAUCGUAUACUACUAACCAUUCCAAUUUCAGUUGCUUCCGCAGAAAGAAGUUUUUCAAAGUUGAAGCUCAUAAAAAAUUAUCUACGUUCGACUAUGUCUCAAGAGAGGUUAAAUGGAUUGUCGAUGAUAGCAAUAGAACACGAACUAGCCGAAGCCCUUGACCAUUCGAAGUUGAUAAAUGAUUUUGCAGGAAAAAAAGCAAGGAGAACUAUCUUUCAUGAUUAA